Molecule: messenger RNA, 3033 nt
Organism: Nicotiana tabacum (common tobacco)
Lineage: Eukaryota; Viridiplantae; Streptophyta; Magnoliopsida; Solanales; Solanaceae
Source: RefSeq, a predicted model, not a curated record
AGCUUAUGUUCAGUGUCAUACAUUAAUGGCCAAAAUGCAUUUUGCCCAAUACAUUAGGGACUAUUUUUUUUCUUUUAAUUUUAAAAUUUAAUUUAUGAAUGCAAUCAACUGGUUGCCGUAGCCGAUCGGUUAUUACCCCUUUGAAACUUGGGAAUGAGGAUCCGACCCAACGACCCGAAGCCCACUUCUCUCCCAAAUGUUUCUUUUUUCUUUUUUCAGUUUAAUACUUUUCCUUCUCGUUUUUAUUUUCCUGCUUCGGUAAUUUGGAAAGAUUUGAACGCUUGAAUGGGAGCACUGCAACUUUGGAACAAAGUGAGCAUCCGAUUUUGCCCCUCUCGCGGCACAGAGACACUAAUUGAAACUGAAGUUUCAGAUUUUGAAUAGGCUUUGUUGGGGGAGCUGGCAUCUAAAGUCUAAAGAAAUCAAGAUUAUGAACUCAUCGCACUGUCAUCCUCUAUCUCAUGUCAAACAGCUUCAUGAGCAAAGUAUGAGGUAGCUGGGAAUUGAUGUAGCGAAUUUAUGGUCUCUGAAGCACUGCAACAGUCUUUCAUGGCUACCAAACGUUCCUGUACAUCAUCUCUACCCUGGAUUUGGGUGAUUGAAGCACUAGCAAGCUUCAAUGAAAUAGAUACAUCUUUACUCAUCAAUUUGGUUAAGAGGACUCCUGACAUUUCCGAUCUGGGGAGAAAUGCUAAGGAAAUGGUUUCCUUGAGAGUUUUAGAGAGCUUAUUUGUCCAAAGAAACCCGAAUGCAAAUAAUGUUGCUUCAGUUCCAGGUGCCGAAAUUGAACUUGAUCCAUCAAAGAGCUGUGAAGAUGUCCUUCACCGAAUAUUGUUGGAGAUUUCUGCAUCAGAUAUAAAAACAGCAGCGCCUGAGAUGUUGAAAUGGGAUGUUCGGUCAUUCAUUAUGAAAAAGAGAUCUCUCCUGCCGAAGUGUCUUUUGAAACAACUUAAAGAUAACAUUGUAGAUUCUACCAGUCCUCUUUCUGGAUCCUUGAAAGAAAGAAGUCGAUUGGAGUUCGGGAAUCACUCCAGAGAUAGUGAUCCUGUUGAUGCUGUUGAUUCUGAUGGCUUUAAGCAGGGACAUGAAGUAGGAGGCACAAAUACCCAACAUGUUGCACCAACUAGGAACUCGGAUGCUUUUACCCAGGCCGAUAAAAAUACAACAUACCCAGUAUAUUCCCACAGUGUGGGGUCUGGGAAGGGUAGUAUGUACGCUGACCUUACCGAUAAAAAUGGCAAGACAAAAAGUCAGCUUGGAAGAGCUCUGGUGCGUGCUAAGCGGAGUAUCGAUGCCUCCACUGCUCAUGAAGUAGAAGUCAAUGAAACUGAAGCCAUAUCAGAGAACAGUUCUGAUCCUUGUGCUAAGGCUGCCAAGAAGUUGAAGCAGUUUGUCUUUAGUCCCAUUCGAAACACAGUUCCUGAUUUGCUAUUGUCUGGGAGAGAUGCAUUCCCAGCAGAAUCAUCUGGAGGAAGUCAACCUAUUGUUCAAAAUGGGAACUCGAAAGAUGAAGCUCAAGUUGGGGCCUUCGAAGCAAAUGGAGGCCUGAACGAUGGUUGUGCUGAGCAUGCUGCAUCAAGAAGUGGUUUACAUGGAAGUGACUCUAAUCACAAUGAGUUCUUGCCUCAAAGAAUGAGCACAGACAACAAGUUCCAAAAUAUUGGACGUAGCAGCAAUGGUUGUACUGAACUUGGAACAUCCAGUGGCUCUGGCUCAUGCCAGGUGGUGAUGCAACAAGAUUCUCGCACUCAUGGAUCCAAACAUGACCUGGAGUUUAAUCUUCCACAAGAUUUGCAACAUGGUGAGCCUUCAAAAGUAGCCAAAGAGAAUAUUGAGCAAAGUCAUGAAUUUGAGUUCUCUAAUGAUACUGAUGAGUAUCACGAUGAGAGCACUGCUCUUGCUUCACGGAAGAAUGAUUUCUUGAGCUCGCAAUAUGCUCAGGGUGAAGAUUUUUUGGCAGCUGCUGAUUGUAAUGAGCUUAAUCUUUGUGUGAAGUGUAAUGUAGGGGGGAAAUUAUUUGUCUGUAGUUCUGACACCUGCCCAUUAAUGCUUCAUGAAAGUUGCUUGGGUUCUGUACCCAACUUUGAUUACAAAGGGAACUUCUACUGCCCCUUUUGUGCAUAUUCUCGAGCAAUUUCUGAAUACCUGGACGGUAAGAAGAAGGUCUCACUUGCUAGGAAACAUUUGGCUGCAUUUAUUGGCUUGGGAGCUGGACAACAAUCAAAGAAGUUGCUACCUAAAUCACAAGGAAUGAAGCCGCAUCAAUCUCGAGAGGAUAAGAAUGAGCAAUUAUGCCACAAUGAGAAUGGGAGGAGUUCCUUGAAUGAGGUUACAGAAGCAGGAAGUGCUCCAGUCGACAGGAAUUCCGUUGGAGUUCAAAUCAUGCAGACGGGUUCACCUCAACCAGAGGCUUCUGCACCUGAACAAUGCUUGGUAGCUGGUCAACAACCUGAAGGAUCAGAACUUGGAUGUCAUAGAUCUAAGCAGAAUCAGUCCAGAGAGGAAGAAGAGUUGUGUCAUAAUGGGAAUGGAAACAAGAAUUCUUUGAAGAAGGCUGAUGAAGCGGGAAGUGGUCCUGUUAAUAUAAAUUCUACGAAUGCUGAACUCAUGCAGAUGUAUCCACCUCAACCACCUGUUUCUCAUGAACCUGUGUGUCAAGGAAGUUCUUCUAUAGAAGAAAAUUCUGAAGAAGAUGAUAUUGGUUCCAGAUAUCGUGUACAAUUUAGGAAUCCAGAGAAGAAGCAUACCUUUCCCAUAACACCUCAAUUGAGGAGGAGGAAGGUCCAAUGGACAAAGAUAGAGGAGGAAACGUUAAAGGAGGGAGUACAACGAUUCUCGCAUUUUCCUGAUAGAUGGAAGCAGAUUUUGGAAUUUGGAUGUGAUGUUUUCCUGAAAGGUCGGACCACUGGGGACCUUAAAGAUAAGUGGAGGAACAUGAGCAGAGCAAAGGAGAGAGCAACGUAAAGGUUUCUUUCUUAAAUGGACUCUGUAUAUGUGUACAGUUGUCUAAUAUUUUCGGCUACUUAUAUUGAA